UUGCCGACCAACAAGACGGUGCCCGACGUCGUCGAGCCGUUCCCGCGCCCGGCGGCAGGGUGCAUCCGCAUCUCGGCGUGGAACGUGGCGGGACUGCGUGCGAGCGAGAAGAAGGGCUUUUCGCGCUACGUCGAGGCAGAAGACGCCGACGUCCUCAUCGUGACCGAGACCAAGACGCCCGCCAUCCCGCUCGCCGCUCUCGACGACCGCUACCCGCACCGAUACUGGGGCGACCACGGCGCCGUCAAGAAGGGCCAAGCCGGCACGGCCAUCUUCAGCAAGGUCAAGCCGCUCAACGUCACGCUCGGCUUUACGGCGAGCGACGAGGUGUCGGCGGCCGACUCGGAGGGCCGCAUGGUCACGCUCGAGUUUGAGAACACGUUCGUCGUCGGCACCUACGUGCCCAACGCCGGUCAAGGGCUCAAGAACCUCGCCGACAAGGAGCGCUGGAACCGCGCGUUCGAGACGUACCUGCGCUCGCUCGACGCCAAGAAGCCCGUCAUCUGGGCGGGCGACCUCAACGUCGUCGCGUCGGGCCCGAUCGACAUCCGCAACUGGAAGACGAACCACAACAAGUCGGCCGGCGUCACCGACGUCGAGAUUGACGGCUUCAAGCGCCAGCUCAACCCGGAAGCCGGCUCGGGCCACGAGCGGCUCGUCGACGUGUGGCGCGAGCGACACCAGGACGUCGAGGAGGACCCUCAAGGCUGGACGUACUACUCGUACAAGUUCCAGUGCCGCGAGAAGGGCAUCGGCUGGAGGCUCGACUACCAGGUUGUCUCCGAGCGCAUCCUCCCCAAGGUCAAGGCGUGCGAGGUCCGCCACACCAUCUGGGGCGCGAGCGACCACCUGCCCAUC
Messenger RNA from Rhodotorula graminis WP1, 858 nucleotides. RefSeq lists its product as uncharacterized. Gene Ontology annotation, biological process: base-excision repair. The record is from RefSeq and is a predicted model, not a curated record. Gene Ontology annotation, molecular function: phosphoric diester hydrolase activity; DNA-(apurinic or apyrimidinic site) endonuclease activity; double-stranded DNA 3'-5' DNA exonuclease activity. The transcript is spliced from 4 exons. Gene Ontology annotation, cellular component: nucleus. The annotation marks the transcript as partial. NCBI's taxonomy places the organism in Eukaryota, Fungi, Basidiomycota, Microbotryomycetes, Sporidiobolales, Sporidiobolaceae.